Toxoplasma gondii ME49 is the source of this 1797-nucleotide messenger RNA. RefSeq lists its product as hypothetical. NCBI's taxonomy places the organism in Eukaryota, Apicomplexa, Conoidasida, Eucoccidiorida, Sarcocystidae. The transcript is spliced from 7 exons. The record is from RefSeq and is a predicted model, not a curated record. Bases 114 to 1412 code for a protein of 432 amino acids.
GUGCUUGAACUUUUCCCUGGCGAAAAACGCGUUCUAUCGUUCCCUAGAGCGUCUGGGACAACUAUCAGACAAGGAACAAUAUGUGACGCGUUGACGGCCAGACUCGUGAAAAAAUGUCGAUAAAGUGCGCGGAAUGUGUUCCUCCCGAUAAGCUACCCAAUCCGACCUGCGGCCCUUUUUCCUUUCAAGACAAAGAUACGUUCAAGUGCCUAGAGCGAACCGCAAGGAGACUCAUUUAUGAUAUAGGUGCCGCGCAGAAUAUGUUUUUCACUUAUGUUCGCCCUACUGCCCAAAGAACGCGCAUGUACAAGAGAAGCUGUAAAGCUGCUCGACUGCUAGCGAACUGCCAAGCCUGUCGAGCAUUCCUCACAAAAUCGGCUGGAGAAAUCUUGGUUCUUAGGAUGCAAGUUGUUAUCAACGGGACCUGGGAGUAUGUAUUAAAGAAGAAAAGAGAGGCAAAAGAAGAGGAACACCAAUCCCUAAUUCCGGAAGAAAACGGCAGCCACCUCCAAAACAGGUUGACAGCGACUGGCGACCUUACAUAUGAACAACAAAAUGGCCCACGAGAGAAUCCGGAGGCACACCGAGAAGAAACUCAAAUACCAUGUUUACGCAACGGUACAAGUGGGCAAAUAAUCACAAGCAUGGCAUCUGCCUCCGGAGGAGAAAAGAAAUUAGACAACUGGAAGAGAUGUAGACUAGAACGGGAAUUGCUUCGCAACCUCUUGAAGCUUCACACUCUUGACCCCGCCCCUCCGCCCUGCUGCCGCAAUAGGCAGCAAAGCGACGGCAAGACAAAAAUUGAUCUUUCGACUAGUAGAAAAGGGGAAAACGACCUGCUUCUCCUCUAUCUAGGCGACCAGGCUAUUGCAGGCUAUUUGGAAGCAGUCCGAGAUCGAGCGACAAAAGAACUCGAUCUGGUCACAAACGAAGUGGCGUUCAGUUGCAUGAAUGGGAAGGGAGGCGAGGAACUUUUUGAAUGGAACAGCGCCGAGAGCCGAAGCAGAGAGACAGCGUUCCUGCAGCGCGGAGACGACUCUAAAAAGGCAGAGGAAGGAAACGGCGGAGACCGUCGAGGGGAAAACGAGGGCCAAGAAAAAGAAGGGAUGUCAGGGACGGAGGGGGGAGGCAGAGUGAGGCAGCCCAGAUCUCUUGUUGAUCCUUGGUAUGAGCGAGUUCUGGUGGAGAUUCUUGAUCACCUGAACCUGGCGGAUUUCAUUUGCACCUUAUGGUCCGAGAGCUGUGUCGCUUUGAGGGAACGCUUGACCGACAGAAAGCGAAAGAGUCAGUCCAAGGACAUCGUUGAGUGCCUGGAUCAAAAUUGCCCGUGGUUCUCUGGAGAGUUUGCCCGGUCUCGACGGCUUCAUCGAGAACGCGUGGGAGUGUUGCAGUCGUUGAGGCAAGCGUUGUGACUUUGUCAUAUCCCAAAAGCGCUUACCGUCAUUUCCGCCCCAUACCCUCCCUCCGUUUUUUUCUGUUUCUCAGCAGUCUACGCUAGUCUAUGCUACUUUGCUUUGAAGCCGCGGCGACUUUAUUUUAAAGCCGCGACGUCAUCAUGAAUUUGUCGACUGCGUGGUCUGCACACCUGCCACACAAAAGUUGUAAAGCGUACCCAUGCCUCCGCAAGUCGAGUAAGCCUGCAAUUUAUGCCACUACCGGACUGGUUCUAUGCUUACACUCAACAAGCAAUGUUACUGACUACAGCUUCCAAGCGAACACGGACGCACUGCAGUCGUUUUUCUCGUUUCUCUGAAAUACGCGAACUGACGUAGGGCACACAAUCACGAUUUACUGGCG